Molecule: messenger RNA, 519 nt
Organism: Drosophila innubila
Lineage: Eukaryota; Metazoa; Arthropoda; Insecta; Diptera; Drosophilidae
Gene: Phf5a
Product: PHD finger-like domain-containing protein 5A
Exons: 4
Coding region: 96-431 (111 amino acids)
Biological process (GO): mRNA splicing, via spliceosome
Cellular component (GO): catalytic step 2 spliceosome; precatalytic spliceosome; U2 snRNP
Source: RefSeq, a predicted model, not a curated record
UUAACUGACAAGUGACGGUCACACGGCAACAAACAAUUUCAGGAUAAGCGAAAAUCUGUUGUUUUUUGCUAGAUUUUAUAAAAUAUAUUUUAAAAAUGGCCAAGCAUCAUCCUGACUUGAUCUUCUGCCGCAAACAACCCGGCGUUGCCAUCGGCCGGCUGUGUGAAAAGGAUGAUGGAAAAUGUGUGAUUUGUGACUCGUAUGUACGUCCUUGCACCUUGGUGCGCAUUUGUGAUGAGUGCAAUUAUGGAUCCUAUCAGGGACGCUGCGUUAUCUGCGGAGGUCCCGGCGUCUCCGAUGCCUAUUAUUGCAAAUCCUGCACCAUUCAAGAGAAGGAUCGUGAUGGUUGCCCAAAGAUUGUCAACCUGGGCAGUUCAAAGACUGAUUUGUUCUAUGAACGCAAAAAAUAUGGAUUCAAAAAAAACUAUUAAAUUACCAAACACUACCUCUUACAUUUAUAUCUCUAAUAAAUUUGUAUUGUAAUUUAAUGCAUAUAAAGUUUUAUAAGUGGAUGCAAUA